Messenger RNA from Photinus pyralis (common eastern firefly), 1857 nucleotides. RefSeq names its product DNA polymerase alpha subunit B-like. Gene Ontology annotation, cellular component: alpha DNA polymerase:primase complex. Gene Ontology annotation, molecular function: DNA binding. Gene Ontology annotation, biological process: DNA replication; DNA replication initiation. The coding region runs from base 82 to 1857 and encodes 591 amino acids. The record is from RefSeq and is a predicted model, not a curated record. The transcript is spliced from 9 exons. Lineage: Eukaryota; Metazoa; Arthropoda; Insecta; Coleoptera; Lampyridae.
GGGUAGGGAGAACAAUAACAUUUCCCUAACAAAUUUUGGCGGUUUUUUUUAGUAUAAGAAGAAUUUGCUUUAUAUUUUAUUAUGGAUAAUAGUAGCUUACAAAACGAUCUCAGAAGUUGCUUUGAAUUGUAUGGCAGUCUCAAGGAGCAAGUAUUGGAAAAAUGUGAACAAAUGUGCAACUUGUAUAACUUAACAGCAGAAGAUUUGGCAAACGAAUGGGGAGCUUAUAGUGCGUCUAACCUCGCGAGUGCUGUGCCUACCCUGGCCGCACUCGAAGGUAUGGAACGAAAGGAGUUUGCAAAGCGAAGUGAGGAAUUCGCAUCGAUAAAACCAAGCGUACAAACUCCCACAUCUACAAAAUCCCAGAGUCGCUUAGAUGAAAGCAUUCAGAAUUCCCCAUCAGUCGGCAUUUAUAGUACUCCAAAAAGAAGCAAUGCAAAGAGGUUACGAAGUCCAGAACGGAACAGUUUGCUCAAAGAAGACUUACAUUUGUCCAAUCAAAUAGCGUCGAGCCCAGUUUUACAUUCAGAAACCUAUGACUUUUCCCAACGGACUAACUCUGGCAAAGUGGAGGUAUCAUAUGGUAUACAGACACUUUUAAUGAACGCCACCUUUAAACGAAAGCCUGCUGACAGCAGUAAUGAUGUACAAAUUAAGAUAUACUCAAAUGGAGAGACAGAAGCGAUCUCACCAGAUGUACUUUACAUGUUUAAUGUGAGUCAUUCAAAGGCUUCAUGCUUAAGUUUAAAGGUGGACUGCAUUGGAAAAUAUCUACUUCGGAAAUUUUCCCUUGGAGAACCACACUCAUAUGGGAAAGCAUCAGGUUUGAUUACCACAUAUGGGCAAAUUUGUUCAGAUUUUGUGGACAAGUUAGACCCGUCUGCAAUAUUACUGGAAGGUUCUCAUGAACUGACUCAUGGAAACAGUGUGCAGCUGAACCUUAGCAAACUUUCCAACUACGCAGUUUUUCCUGGUCAAGUUGUUGCUGUUCAGGGUUUUAAUCCUCAUGGCAACAGCUUCAUAGCACAGAAACUUUUUACAGAUGCGUCUGGUAGUGGUGCAACUCAAAGUAUUAUACCCACAUUUACAGGGUCCCUUCAUAUAGUGGUUGCUGUAGGGCCUUUCACUGUUUCUAGUAAUUUAUCCUACGCACCAUUACAAGAAUUAGUAAAGUAUGUCACGAAUCACAUUCCUCACGUUUUGAUUUUGAUUGGGCCAUUCGUGGAUGCUUCGCAAGAUAAUGUAGCGGACAUAACAAUGAUGGAGCUAUACGAUACAUUCUUUGAAGCAUUAAUACAAAAUGUUAUGUCACCAUUAGAAGGGUUAAACAUUAAGGUUGUGUUAGUGCCUUCGGCGAAAGAUGCCCAUCAUCAUGUGGUUUUCCCGACGCCGCCUUACAAACUUCGCAAGACAUACCCCAACCUUCAGUGUGUAGGUGAUCCUAGUAUACUGAAUAUAGAAGGCUUAACUUUGGGAGCGACGUCUACCGAUGUACUACUUCAUCUGAGCAAGCAGGAGUGUUCAUAUGGAACGCAGGGAGGUGAUCGUAUCAGUCGCUUAGCUUCACAUCUUUUAUGCCAACAAAGUUUUUAUCCUUUGUAUCCUCCAAAUGAAGACGUUUUUAUUGAUUAUGAGUUACUGGAACAACACGCUGGAAUCAAUUUUAUUCCCAAUAUACUGAUUGUGCCAUCAAGCCUUCGCUAUUUCAGUAAAUACAUCAAUGGAUGUGUGGUGAUCAAUCCCGAAAGAAUCACAAAAGGUUAUGUUGGAGGGACGUUUUGCAGAAUGGAAGUAGCCCCACAAGUGUCAUCUGGUAGUCUAUCGGAUAGUGUUGUUGCUCAAAUUAUACGCAUUUAG